AAUUGUUGACUUGGAAUUUUUGGAAUUUCUCGACGAUAAAAUCGCGUAAAAUGGGUGAAAAAUCGGCUAGUCCAUACGAUAUGGACGGGCCCUCCUUCGACGCCGAUCGGUAUCUACAGAAACUGCUAAAGGAAUGUUCGCUAAAGCAAAUCAUGGACACGGAGGCGGCGAUCGUACGCCAAACGCAAACGCUACACAGCGACAUGCAAACGCUGGUGUACGAAAACUACAACAAAUUCAUCUCGGCCACCGACACGAUCCGCAAGAUGAAGACCGACUUCAAAUCGAUGGAAACGGAGAUGAAUCUCCUGAUGGCGAACAUGCAGACGAUCACGGAUCAUAGCGAGCGCAUCACGGACACGCUGCAGGAAACGCGCUCGCAGCUCACUCGCUUGUCCGGCAAACAUCAGCUGCUGAAAAAACUGCAGUUUCUCUCCUCACUACCCUCGAAGCUUAAAACGCUCAUCGAGGAGGAGAACUAUCAGCAGGCGGUGCAAGAGUACGGGCACGCCCAGAAAGUGCUGCUUCAGUACGGCCAGCAACCCUCAUUCCGGGGCAUUCAGGAGGACUGCAUCAAGAUACUGGACGAACUGAGAGCGCGGUUGAAGCGGGAAUUCCGUGAAACGGGCAAACCCGCUCAAACGUUGACGGAAAUCGGCGAGCUGUUGUUACAACUCGGCGAGCGACCGUCUACGUUGGCGAAAGAGAUGCUCGAGUGCGCCUCGAAGCGGCUGCAUGAGCAAAUAGUUGUGUUGCAGGAUCAGACCGAUCGCGACAUGAUCGAGUUUAUCGAUCUCGGCAUUGAUGGCUUUCUGAAGGAUCUGACGCUUGUGAUAAGCUCGUACAACGAUAUGUUCCUAACGAAGCAUCUGGAGCAAGAGGCGGACAAUUUUGAGGAAAUCGCACGACUCGAUUUGAACGAGUUCGUAAACCGCAACGUGGACGAGUAUCUGGCGCUGGUACAGGAUCGUGCGGAGAUCGAGAUCGGCCACGGUGAUUCACAGAUCAUACUGCGUGGACUCGAUCGAUUGCAUCGCCGCAUGACUGCGAUGAAGACGCUCUGCCGCUCGGUCGACAUGACCCGGUCUGGGUUGGACAUUAUAGUCAACGCUGCACAGCAGCUCUGCCAGACGCACAUGAAAUGCCUGAAGGACCAUUUCAACGACAGUCUCAGCUCCGUACGAUUGGCGCUCGUGUCCUCCACCACCACCAGUGCCACGGCCGGGAGCUCGUCCGGUGUGUCCUCGCAAACCAGUGGAACUAGUGUACCGGGUACCGCCAACUCUAAUAUUAAUAAUGCAACCGGUAGCUUACGGGAACUCAUCUCGAAUCUGUACAUCUCCACCAUCGAGAAGGUGAAAGGAUUGAUGCAAGACCUGCUCAUUUUCCUGCAACCGGAAUGGUCCUUCAACUUGAAAGGUGACCCGAAGGGUAUCCAGUGCAUUGAGGGUAUUCGGGAGAAUCUGCUCGUCGCCUUUCUACGCCACUUUUGCACCACCGUGAAUGGAUACGGGAAUGUCAGCUCGACGGCUCCACCUACCCUGCUGCUCGUCCUAUCGAAGGUUUGUCUAGAGAUGGAGCGAGCAGGAGUACAUACGUUGACGUCACUUGUCGAUGAGCUGUACCAACUCGAUUCCGAGCGAAGCGUAACGCUUGUCCACGAGACGGAACUAUGCCACGAGAUGCGUGAUUCUGCUCAGCUACUGCUAGAUUCCUACGUGCGUCUGCAGGGUUUAAAUCUGUCGCAGAUGUUGCGCAAAAGUGUAGAGACGCGCGAUUGGCUCAACUGCCUUGAGCCACGCUCGGUUCGGGCCGUUAUGAAACGUGUCGUAGAGGAAACGGCCGCUAUCGAUGGCGUGCUUGGGGAACUGUACGAUAGUGCAGGCGGUACCAGUGGUGCUCGCACCGCCGCAAGCAGUGACUCCAGUCGCAAAACCCACUUCAGCAUUGCCGCAUCGAAGCAGUCACAGCAGUAUCGAUCAACUUGGUCUACUUACACCCCGUCUCAGCUGGACAGCAGCUUCGUCUCGAACAUACAGCGGCUUUUCUCAGAGAAGAUCGAAAUCUUUGCGCCCGUCGAGUUCUCCAAGGUGUCCAUCAUUACCGGGAUCAUUAAGCUGUGCCUGAAGACGCUGCUCGAAUGCGUGCGAUUGCGCACUUUCAGUCGCUACGGACUGCAGCAGAUCCAAGUCGAUGCGCACUAUCUGCAGAUGAACCUGUGGCGCUUCGUGAACGAUGAAAACUUGAUCCAUGUGCUGCUCGAUGAAAUCCUUGGCUCAGCCGUGCUUCGCUGUCUCGAACCGAUUCUAAUGGAACCGAAUGCUGUAGAAAUCAUUUGCGAACGGAACUAAGCCACACCAUCUUGGUUUACUAUCCGCCGUCAGCCCAACAUUCCACGCUUUAGAUUUAAACGAUGCUGUCGUACCCACCAAAAACCUAUUCCAUCGAUCCUUUCUUUCAACGCUCACGGUAGACUAAACAAAAAUGCAAGGGUUUCUUUGUUUUUUUUUUCUCAAUAAAUUUUCAUUUUGGAGUUUCAUUCCACA
Molecule: messenger RNA, 2546 nt
Organism: Anopheles darlingi
Lineage: Eukaryota; Metazoa; Arthropoda; Insecta; Diptera; Culicidae
Gene: Vps51
Product: vacuolar protein sorting-associated protein 51 homolog
Exons: 3
Coding region: 51-2351 (766 amino acids)
Biological process (GO): Golgi vesicle transport; lysosomal transport; Golgi organization
Cellular component (GO): EARP complex; membrane; GARP complex
Source: RefSeq, a predicted model, not a curated record